GGAGCCAUGUGAACCACAUUUCACUGGUCCUCAAGUUAAAGUAGACUAUAUUCUGUCAUGUUUUUUACAUCCUGACUUCUAGCAGAGAAUGUACACAAGGAGAAACAAAUAACUAAUGAUAAACGAAAUAAAAUGGCUUUCGCAAACCUAUUUACCAGCCUGUCUGCUGUCAGUGGAGGAGACGACAGCCCUGCUCAACCAGCAUUUACUCACAGGGACGACACUGAGAAUGGUAAAAGAGGUAAUGCCAGAAAGACGAAAACCCAGUGUGGGCAGACUGGCCCUCAUAACAAGAAACAACGUUACCAGGUCCAGAAUACCAGGACUCAUAACUACAAGACCACACACAACCAGAUGCAAAAUACUGAGGAAGUUCUGCAUAACCACUGCAAUAAAGCCAGCCACAAUAACAUGAGUCACAAAGGUCACAACUACAAAACGCAACAUAACCACCAUGUGCACAAGCAACAACAGCAGAGAUCUAAAACAGAGGAGCAGAAGAAGCAGCAGCAGCAGCAGCAGCAGCAGCAGCAGAGAGAUAGACGGAGGCCUCCCAAUAGAGGCAGAAACCAUCAGAAUAGACCUACUUCAUGGAAAGAUGGAGGAGGCAGUAGAAAUAGAUAUGUCAAGCAGGACGUCCAAGUGAAUCACCCCAGGUUCAUGUCUCAAGAGUUCAAGGACCAGAACGCUCUGAUGGUGGAUGGACGUUUACUCUGUCGACAUUUCCUUUGGGGAAGGUGCAUCAAGGGUGAUGAAUGCCAACUGGAGCAUAUUAAUUGUUACAACAAUCUCAUCAAAGAAGCGUGCAAAUUUUACAUCCAGGGGUAUUGCACUAAGGGGGAGAGCUGUCCAUACAUGCACAAGACCUUCCCCUGUAAAUACUUCCAUGGAAAAGGAAAAUGUUCUCACGGGGCAGAUUGCAAGUUUUCCCACGAGCCACUUGAUGAUGUCACGAAACAACUGUUGGAUGAGGUAAUAAAAAAGGAGCUUUAUGAAGUUGCAAAGAAAGCUGAAGAAGAAUCCUCAGCACAGUCGGUGAAAACAGCGGAGCCAGAAAUGACAGAAGCAAAUGAAACCCCUGAUAUACUAAUACAGCCCCUCAGGUAA
Scomber japonicus (chub mackerel) is the source of this 1107-nucleotide messenger RNA. Its product is annotated as zinc finger CCCH domain-containing protein 8-like. Gene Ontology annotation, cellular component: nucleus. Lineage: Eukaryota; Metazoa; Chordata; Actinopteri; Scombriformes; Scombridae. The coding region runs from base 133 to 1107 and encodes 324 amino acids. Gene Ontology annotation, molecular function: metal ion binding; RNA binding. The transcript has 7 exons. The record is from RefSeq and is a predicted model, not a curated record. Gene Ontology annotation, biological process: negative regulation of DNA-templated transcription.